Pseudogymnoascus verrucosus is the source of this 3087-nucleotide messenger RNA. It is a transcript of the gene GUT1, whose product is annotated as Glycerol kinase. Gene Ontology annotation, biological process: glycerol metabolic process; triglyceride metabolic process; glycerol-3-phosphate biosynthetic process. The transcript is spliced from 3 exons. The record is from RefSeq and is a predicted model, not a curated record. Gene Ontology annotation, molecular function: glycerol kinase activity. Gene Ontology annotation, cellular component: mitochondrion. Bases 275 to 2743 code for a protein of 822 amino acids. NCBI's taxonomy places the organism in Eukaryota, Fungi, Ascomycota, Leotiomycetes, Thelebolales, Thelebolaceae.
CCCCGAUCACGCUCUUCCCAGUCUUUUUCCAGUCCUCCUCUCCUCUCCCACACACACUUUAGCAACAAACCACCUUAACCACCUUCUCCGCCGGGAAAACCUCUCCCUCACACAUGAUGCACACCUGAUGUGGCUAUGCAAUGCUAAAAACAGUCCCCAUCUCUGUACCUACCAAGUACCGCUAAUACCUACCGUACCUACCGGCCUCUUGGUGUAAUUUACAACGCGAUCACCCGAGGGACUUCCUCCGUCGCCAGAACUCGGUCUGAGUUGCAUGUACCUUUAUCUCCGCAGGAGGGGUUGUUGGAGGGGAAGUGCAUACCUCACCACUUCGUUCCCUCCUACUCCUGCUCUGGGUCCUGCCACCUCCACCACCUCCACCUCAUCCCACGACGCCAAUACUGCCAAUCCUCGUCCCCUCUCUCCCCUCCCUCCCCUCCCUCCCCUCUAUCACGCUAAGUGCACUACUCGCACUAAUCCCACUACUCCGACUACUUACUCUACUCCUGCCCUGACUCGGACAAUAUCAUCCGCCGCCCUUCUACUCCCCAGAUCCCCUCCUCAUCGUCCUUCUACUACUCCUCUCACUCUCACUCGCAAACAACUCCUCCCUAAUACCAAAUUUCACCUUCACCAACUUCACCACCAUCUUCACUCGUUCCCUCCAUCAACAACCCUCAAUCUGACCAGGAGAUUCUCACCAUCAACUCUCCGAAAUACCAGGAAAUCAGCGGCCAACUGGCACGUCGUUGCCACCCGCUCCAAUCCCUCUCCACGUCGACACCACCGUUUCCCAAUCACCCCCUUCUACAAACACCACAACGCCAUGAGCACAACCGUGACGAGGUCUAACUCCUCCACCAUGACGGUGCAGUUGCCGACCGCGUCACAAUCGCUCCUCCAACCCCUCAUGCACUCUCUCAAACUCUCCGACCCCCCCAAAAUCACCGCCGAACAUGUUGAGAAUAUCGAGGAUAGCAGCAAUGUUGCGGGCUCCAAUGACCCUCCAAAAGACACCGAGACCGACGAGGAGUGGUUCGUCGGCAGCAUAGACCAGGGCACCACAUCCUCUCGUUUCCUCAUUUUCAACAGCCACGGAGAGCCAGUGGCGAGUCACCAGAUUGAGUUUGAGAACAAGUAUCCUCGUUCAGGGUGGCACGAGCAUGAUCCCCUCGAGCUGGUCUCCUCGGUGCACGACUGCAUUGAGGAGGCGACGGAGGACUUCAUAGACCUGGGCUACAAGGCCAACCAGAUCCGGGCGAUCGGUAUCACGAACCAGCGCGAGACGACGGUAUGCUGGGACAAGGAGACGGGCCUGCCGCUGUACAACGCCAUUGUGUGGCCUGAUACCCGAACCAAGAGCAUCGUGCGCGAGCUGAAGGGGCGCAAGGGGGCGGACAAGCUCCGUGACCUGUGCGGGAUGCCGCUGUCGACCUACCCGUCGAGCGUGAAGCUGAUGUGGAUGUACCGCAACAUACCCGAGAUCCGCAAGGCCUACGACGAGUCGCGGCUUGCCUUUGGAACCGUAGACACAUGGCUCAUCUACCGCCUUAACGGCGCGACCCAGAAAAACAUCCACGUCACCGACAGUAGCAACGCAUCGCGCACCAUGUUCAUGAACAUCCACACCCUGCAGUACGACGACGAGCUACUAGACUUCUUCCAGAUCGACCAGAAGAACGUCAGCCUCCCCAAAAUCGUUCCCUCCUCCGACCCCGAGGCCUUUGGCGCGCUCGUCGGCGGCGUGCUCAAGGGCACCCGCAUCACAGGCUGUGUAGGCGAUCAAUCCGCCGCCCUAGUCGGCCAGUGCGCCUUCAACGAGGGCGAGGCCAAGAACACCUACGGAACCGGCUGCUUCCUCCUCUACAACGUCGGCUCCAAGCCUGUCAUCUCCCAACACGGCCUCGUCGCCACCGUCGGCUACCACAUCGGCGAACACGCCACCUACGCGCUCGAGGGCUCCGUAGCCGUCGGCGGCUCCGGCGUCAAGUUCCUCGAGAACAACCUCGGCUUCAUCAGCAAGUCGUCCGAGGUCGAGAAGCUCGCCCUCUCCGUCCCCGACAACGGCGGCGUCGUCUUCGUCACCGCCUUCUCCGGCCUCUUCGCCCCCUACUGGAUCGACGACGCCAAGGGAACCCUCUUCGGCAUCACGGCGCACACGCAGCGGGGCCACAUCGCCCGCGCCACCCUCGAGGCGACGUGCUACCAGACUGCUGCUAUCUUGGCGGCUAUGCACGCUGAUUCGGGCAAGGAGCUGAAGAACCUCGCUGUCGACGGCGGCAUGUCCGAGUCGGAUCUGUGCAUGCAGACGCAGGCGGACGUGAGCGGGAUCCCGGUCGAGCGGCCGGCGAUGCGCGAGACUACGGCCUUGGGGGCGGCGAUCGCGGCUGGGUUGGCGGUUGGUGCGUGGAACUCCCUCGAGGAGCUGAGGGGGUGGAGGGGACGCGGGAAGAGGACUUUCACGCCGAAGAUUGAGGCGGCGCAGAGGAAGAAGGGGGUUAAGAGGUGGGAGAAGGCGGUGCAGAUGUCGAAGGGGUGGGUGGAGGAGGAGGAGGCUGAGGCUGAGGGGAGCGAUGUGGAGGAGGAGGAGGCGGAUAAGGCUGAGGAGGUGCAGGGGAAGAAGGAGCAGGAGGCUGCUGCGAGGGAGGCGGUGAAGGAGGCGGCUUCUGAGGAAGAUGCGGAUGCCGAGAGGAAAACGGCUGAGCGCGCGGAUGAGGGCGGUGGUGAGAAGACCACCGCUUAAACGGGGGGGGGUGACUACGGACGACGACUACAUUUUACAAGAAUAUCAUCGGAGAUUUAUACAACGGCAUAUACAUCGCAUAUUAUUAUAGAUGGCAUGGACGGGGGUAUAUAUAUGAUCACCACACGCCCACCGAGCGCGGGGCGGGGCGGGGUUGGUUUUCAAGAGGAUUGGGAAACGAAAGCGAGCGUUUUUGUUGAAUAAUCUUUAUUUAUUUUUGGCGGAGCGGGCGGUUGGGGGGGUUGGGGAGCGAAGGAAGGGGUUAAGGGAUCUGAUGGGCGAUGGCGUUUAUCAUUCGCUUGCGGUUUUACGGUUUUAAUUAUGAUUAUAAUUUUUUGGGGGGG